Molecule: messenger RNA, 1652 nt
Organism: Salvelinus sp. IW2-2015
Lineage: Eukaryota; Metazoa; Chordata; Actinopteri; Salmoniformes; Salmonidae
Product: ubiquitin-conjugating enzyme E2 L3
Source: RefSeq, a predicted model, not a curated record
AGUGCGUUGCUUUUUGGAACUGCGAAAGCAAGCCGCCCUGUCACCGCAGUGUAUUCUGGGUACCCACAGAAGAUUCAAGAUGGCGGCGAGCAGGAGACUGCACAAGGAACUUGAAGAGAUUCGCAAGUCUGGAAUGAAAAACUUCCGAAACAUUCAAGUGGAUGAAUCCAACAUACUGACCUGGCAAGGUCUCAUUGUCCCUGACAACGCUCCUUAUGACAAGGGAGCUUUCAGGAUUGAAUUAAUCUUCCCCGCCGAGUACCCCUUCAAGCCCCCCAAGAUCACGUUCAAGACGAAGAUCUACCACCCCAACAUCGARGAGAAGGGACAGGUGUGUCUGCCUGUCAUCAGCGCAGAGAACUGGAAGCCAGCCACCAAAACGGACCAAGUAAUUCAGUCCCUGAUUGCGUUGGUGAACGACCCCCAGCCAGAGCACCCCCUGAGGGCAGACUUAGCAGAAGAAUACUCAAAGGACCGGAAAAAAUUCUUUAAGAACGCAGAAGAGUUUACAAAGAAACAUGGAGAAAAGAGACCAAUGGACUGAUUACCUGACCAGUGUGUAGCCCUUUCUCUCUCCCUUCCUCACCCCCACAACCAAAUGUAUGUCCUUUCCCUUCUCUCUGUACCUUCCCUCACUCUCUCCUCCCCAUCUCCCCACACAUCCUCUCCUCCAUUCUUUCCUCACACAUACAUGUCAUCCUAGCAGCCCAGGAGCAACCUCGCUCCGGCGCCUGGCUGCAGCCUCGCCCCAGCCUACCCUUUACGCAGGACCCUGGAUCAGACAGGUUUCUCCUCCUGGUGAGAGUUGGAGGCCGUUACUAACUUUCUACUAUUUUCUUAAAUUAACAUGAAAAAGACAGGAAAACAUAAAUGGUUAGAGUACUCCCAUGUUAAAGAUGGUGAACUAAGGAGGGGGGAAAAGUAGAAGGAAAUGAUAAAAAUAAAAAUCCUGUGUUUUAGUUUUGCUGUUUGUUUAAAAAGAGGAAGAACAAGAAAUCACAGCUUGAGUACCGUAUGCAUCUUGUGGUAGCACUAAUUUGUGGAAGGAGAUUUUUUCUGACAGAAUGAAAAGUUGUGGUUCUGCUUUUCUUAUUUUCUGUUUCCUGUUCUCUAGUCUCACCUUGGUCUGUCACACCCCAAAAUGAAAUGUUAGCUAGGCCCUGGAAGUAUGUGCUGAAAUGUUUUCCUUUUGACUUCUCUGCUUCUGUAGUUGCACUGUAUUCUGUGGAACAAGCCCUCAUCGUUGUCCAUCCCCUCAGUUUGGAGCCAGUCCACUGAGCAGACUGAAACAAAAUGGCAACCGAUUUAAUAAGCCAAUAUUGUCAUCAGUUACAAGUGUAAUUCAUUGACUGGUUGAUAAUUGUCUCUGUUUUAUUCUCCCCGCUGGUCCAAAAUGACUUUUUAGGAUUGGAAAACGGAAGAAUACUCAUAAUGUACUUCAGUUUCCAUUAUUUUCUGUUUUAUGAGGAUGCUCCUCUUUGCAUUGGACAUAUUUUCUCCAUUUGUAUUCUGAGACCUCCUUCUGAACCAAAAGCAUUUAUCUCCCUCUGUGUUUUAUAAGGCGGCUGUAUACCCCACCCACUGUAGUUCUGACUCCUCACAUUUAGCUGUACGUCUACUAUCCAGUCUGUUGGCUGUAAGUCUACUCUCCA